Prorocentrum cordatum is the source of this 384-nucleotide messenger RNA. Lineage: Eukaryota; Dinophyceae; Prorocentrales; Prorocentraceae. The record is from the annotation of a GenBank genome assembly.
AUGUUUAUGCCGCCUGUUUGGGCUCUCCUCGGUCAGCACGACCCUUCGCGCGGCCGGGUGUCUCUCUUCCGCGUGAUCACCGACAGCCAGCGCUGCGAGGACCUGGCCCUCGUUCGCGCCAUCAAGGCCCUCGUCUGCAAGCACCUCGUCGCCAACGCCCACAACGAGGACCUCAACUGCGGCAUAUCCUACGAGACGCUCGCCAUCUGCGAGGGGUACGACGGCGUGGAGGACUACUGCCGGCGCGUGGUGACGCCCCUGGGCGAGGACGCCCGAAGCCUGGUGCCGAAGGCGAUCCCGGAGGCGCUCGGCGCGGACCUCCGGGUGGUGCUACUGGACAGGCAGGGCGCGCUGAGCAUCGAGGAUUACCCCCUUGGGUGCCAG